This is a messenger RNA of Anoplophora glabripennis (Asian longhorned beetle), 2319 nucleotides long. RefSeq names its product acyl-CoA:lysophosphatidylglycerol acyltransferase 1. Gene Ontology annotation, cellular component: endomembrane system. Bases 1 to 1122 code for a protein of 373 amino acids. Lineage: Eukaryota; Metazoa; Arthropoda; Insecta; Coleoptera; Cerambycidae. The transcript has 5 exons. The record is from RefSeq and is a predicted model, not a curated record. Gene Ontology annotation, molecular function: acyltransferase activity.
AUGGAUAACAUCAGAAAUUUGUUAAGGAAUUGGUACACAAUACCAAAGGGAAUCUUGAGGCUGUGUUUUAUUUUAUUAAAUAAUGUGUACUGUAUUCCUACGUACGUUAUAUGGAUGUUUCUCUUGUCGCCCCUUAGAAAAGUUAACCCUGACAUUUACUGGAGGAUAGAGGGGUAUUUUUUCCACUGGUUACUGGCCAUGGUAUCCCUGUGGAGCUACUCGGCAGGCUAUGAUAUUGUGGAGGUAGGGGAUGAUAUAACGGAGUGUCUGGACGACCGUACCUUAAUAAUAGCCAAUCACCAGUCGACGGCAGAUGUGCCUUUACUAUUCGCUUGUUUCAACCCGAAAAAGCAAGUUUUACCAAAUAUCAUGUGGAUCAUGGAUAGUUUAUUUAAGUACACGAAUUUCGGAGUAGUCAGCGUAUUGCAUAAGGAUUUUUUUAUCAUGUCGGGCAAAGACAAAAGGGAUAAGUCCCUUCAAGCACUGGCACAGCAUAUACUAGACGCGUAUCUGCCGCUAGGCAGGAAGUGGUUGGUGUUGUUCCCUGAAGGUGGCUUUCUGAGGAAGAGGAAAGCUAUAUCCCACAGGUAUGCCGAGAAGAUGAACUUGCCCAAAUUCGAGAACGUAUCGUUACCUAGAGUAGGAGCGAUGCAAAUCAUAAUGAACAUGCUCGGACCUAAGUCAGCGCUAAACAAUAACUGUAAUUCCGUUAACAAUCAGGUAGCAGUAUGUACGAAAAUUCAGUGGGUACUGGACAUUACAAUCGCUUACCCGAACGGAUGGCCCAUAGAUCUAAGUCACAUAGUGUUCGGCCACCGCGAUCCUUGCCAAACGGUCAUCUUUUAUCGGUUGUAUUCUUUCAGUGAAGUUCCCGACGAUUCGGACACCAUGACCAAGUGGCUCAUCAAACGUUGGGAAGAGAAAGAGAAGAUGCUCGAGCAUUUUUAUAAGACCGGUGAGUUUUCUAGUGAAUUUUGCCAUAACGAGAUGUGCCCCCCGAAAGUCGUACUGCAGGACUAUUUGAGGUUUCUGAUCUUACACGUGUUUUUUAUCGCUUCGACUUACAUACACAUUCAAAUGUUUGCAGCUGUAUACAAUUACUACAAUUACUUAGUUUAUUAGCGUUGUGUUAUCGCAUAUUUGGUCUGUUUGGUGAGGUACUAUCUGUAGCUCCAGCGUAGUGGAGUUCGACUGAAGCUGCUCAAAAAUUUAUAGCAACUUUGCCUUUGGGUCCUAUUUUGGAACCUAACCUCAUCUAAUCUAAACCAAACAUAACCUACUCAAACCUAACCUCUAAAAGUUAUACAGACUAGAUAGAACAAAUUAAUUCUUUCGAAAUUUCUUACAGCUGUUUAACUGUAAACCUUAAAGUGUGAUAAAAUUUAUUUAUAAAAUACAGAUUCGACAUCACCUAACCUCGACGUUGCUUAUAAAUUUUCGAGUAGAUUGUAAACAUACGAACGUUACUUUUCUUAAAUAGUGCGAAUUUAAAACGUAAACUGUAUUAAUUUAUUUCUUAUAUCAAGUAGACCACAGUCUUAUUUUUUAAGUACAGCUUCUUCACUAGUAUAAAUAGUACCGUAAUUUUAAGGCGACGUUUUUGAAAAGUAACAACGGAUUCGUCGGAGAAAGAUCCUCACCGGACAAUCAGAAAUGCGAAAGUCUUGUCCAGCUAUUUUUUUUUUAAAAAUAAUUAUUCCUGACAAUUGCAAUCACGUUUCGCGUUGUUCAUCAAAGCGUAGUAAAACCAAACUCAAAGUGGCUGUUAAAAAAAUAAUAAUAUGGAUCAAUGUAGGUUUAGUUUGGAAUACGUCAGUGUUGUUCAUAAUUUUCGUUGGUUUUAUUAAAGGUGAAGUAAAUAAAUAGUCGUUGUUAUAUCAGGUAUUACGUUUUAAUGUAUAGUCAAUUUUGAACCGUUUUGUAUCCCUGUGUUUGUGAAGUUGCUGGCUGAUUUUAUCUAAAGAAGUGAACAGACCUUAAAGUUUUAAAAUUAUCAAAUGGAAAUAGUUUUGUUUCAACGAAAAUACAGCAGAUUCCUGGAUUUUAUCCGUGAAAAUAUAGGAGGAAGCCAUAGAAAAGUGAAAAUUAUGACAUUUUGCCAUACAAAUUUUUUUCGAAACUUGAAAUUUUUGAGAUACGGGAACUUUAAAAAAAUAUGUAUAUUUAUAAAUAUCUUCAGAACAAAUGAAGGUAUAGAAUAUGCGAUAAAAUGACAUUCAAUAUUAAUAAUUUAAGUCUCAAGUCUAGUGGUAUAAAAUUGUAGCAUUGCUACUGAAAAAAAAAAAAAAAAAUUGAAAAAAAAAUUGUCAAUUGAAAUGC